Geodia barretti is the source of this 4178-nucleotide messenger RNA. The record is from the annotation of a GenBank genome assembly. Lineage: Eukaryota; Metazoa; Porifera; Demospongiae; Tetractinellida; Geodiidae.
AAAAACAUUGUUGUUAUUCACCGGUGAGACUAAACGAGAAGCUAUUGCUACAGUUGGACGUGCUGCUGCAAGAAUGGACGUGGAAAAAUGUACGCGGGACCUCCGCGAGACGGUGCGGGAGCUAGAGGCUGCGCUGGCCACUACGCGAGAGACAGUGCAGCAGCUGAAAGGUGCGCUCGAGUCCGGCGAGGAUGAGAUCGUCGGGCUCCGCCAGAUGCUCACCAGAACCAAGAAAGAGAGGGACGAGUUGAGGGUGCAGAACGCGGAGCUGAUCAACAGGCUGGCGGUCAUUGGUCGCAAGCAAAGCACUUCUAGCUCGCCAAGGCAAUCCAGAUCAACUCCGCCACCAGAAUCUCCAUCUACCCAGUCCCCAGUUAUCCAGCGGCGAAACUCGAAAAUCGGUUCCCCCCUACCUGCCCUCCCACCCCCUCCCCCUGCCGACUCCUCGCAGCCCCCCGUGACAGACCCUGUCAUUGCCGCGGCGACCGACGAGGGUAGCGACACGGACUAUUCCGACAUGGAGGGGGACGAAGCCACGGAGAAAAGGACAGAGGGUCGCGUGAGACGCUCGAAAUCUCCAAAGUCUCAGACAAAAGGCGAUCCUAGCUCGCAGCAGAAGUUUAGUCGACCGAAACGAAUUGCUCGCAGCUCUCCCAACACAACUACUACUGCGGAAUCUUCCGGAACUACUGCGAAACUCACGAGCCCAAAGAAAAGCGUAGCUUUCCAAAACCUGUUGAGUAUUUCGGAGGAAGAAGGAGGAGCUUCUCCUGAACAAGCGCGCAUGAGUGCGUCAGUGCAAGUGACGACUGAGGGGAAGGAGAGAAUUCCGCCAGACAGUGGGGCCCCCGUGUUUGGGGGUGUGGGGGGCAACGAGGGGGCCGAGGAGACAAGCCAGCCACGUAGAAGGGUCACAAUGUCGUGGAGUAACAUCAAGAUAAAGCGUCCGAGUCAAGAACUGCCGUCAGAGGUCGCCCCCGAGAUAGUUACGGGGGGGCAACCGACAGUGUAUGACCACCUGGAGAUGAGGCGGUCUCGUACCAGCACCAUCUCUUCCUCGUGCGGCGGUUCGUACAAGAAAGAGUACAAGAGGAAGAACAGCAAGCAGCUGAAGGAGGCAGCAGCCAAAUUGGAACGCUCGCCGGAUUUCAUCUCUGGCGGGAGAAAGUUGCACCGUUUGGAGCUGUUCUCGCCCGAUAUGGAGCUGCGAAUCCGCGAGAAAAUUUGCAGCGAGAUCGGGAAGAAAUACUGUGGUCUCACGUGCGCAAACAAGUCGGCGAUUGUGAUCCAGAGUGCCUACCGACAGUAUAAGCUGAGAGAACAAUACAACAAGAUCAGGAAGGAGGCGAGCGAGGUUCGUCAGCGUGCUCAGUCGAUGAAAGACCCGCGACGAAGGCCGAGCAUGAUCCGUAAGAAGCGUCCGGGGAGGUACAAUCGCAAUCUCUCGGCCCUCGCUCCCUCCACGGACCCUCUUCUGAAGACGAAACUUCUCUCGCAGGACAUUGCGAGGGCCGGAGUCCCGCACACGCACACAUCGUCACGGCGACAGCUGGUGGAGAAGACCCGCAGCGUGCAGAGUCUGAGUGAUGGGAGACAGUCAGCUGAACCUGCCUCCUCCCCUACCCAGGAAACUGACGAUGGAGCUGUGGAGAUGGAAUUUGCAGUAUGUGAAAUAAAAUUAGAAGACGAGGCCACACCCACUGUAUGUCCUGACGUAGCUGCCGAUGGUGCUACCACCGUUGAAUCAACUGAUUUCCUGAGUCUCCCGACAUCAUUCUCAACAGACGUCCUCCUCACCUCCGCCGGGUACACGAGGCCCGUCAGCAUCUUCUCGGCCGCACGGCCGUCGUCCAGCAUCGAGACGACGUCCCUCGGACAGCAACGGAUGAGCCGCGGGGACGACGAAGACGUCACGAUGUCGUUGUCACGGAGAUCACUCUCUCCAGAAGUCAGGGACAGGAAGAUUAAUAUGGGCAUCGGACACUUUAAUAGGAAACCGACACGAGGCAUCCAGUACCUGGUGAGAGAGAACGUCUUGCCAGACAGUCCGCAGAAAGUGGCGACAUUUCUCGCCAGUCAGUACGGUCUCAGUAAAGAGAAGAUUGGAGAAUUUGUGGGGGAGAUCAGUUCAGAGUUCCACAUGGCAGUUCUCGAAUGUCUGUUGGAGCAGAUGGCCAUGAAGAUCAAACCGAUCGACGAGGCUCUCAGAGAUUUCCAGAUCCUCUUCAGAAUGCCCGGAGAAGCUCAGAAAAUAGACAAGAUCAUGCAGAUGUUUGCACUGGAGUAUUUCAGGUUUAACAAGGAGGGGGUGAUAAAGUCAGAGGACGCUGCCUACAUCCUGUCCUUUGCCAUAAUGAUGCUUCACACGUCUCUACACAACCCCUCGGUCAAGAGCAGAACCACCAAGAAACAGUGGGUGUCCAUGAACAGAGGGUGUAAUGAUGGAGAGAACUUUCCGGAACAGUUGCUUUUGGAGAUCUACGACAGAAUCGGCAAAAGAGAGUUCACUACUGGUCAGGACCAUACCACUGUGGUCAGCGACAUUGAAAGGAACCUUAUUGGAUACCAGAACACCUCAAGAUUGGCAAUACCCCAGCGGAGGCUAAUCUGUCGGGCGGUUGUCACGGAGAUAGACCAGCUGACGUCGCGACCGAGCUUCAAAAACAAACGACGUCGUCUCGUCUUUGUGUUCAGCGAUCAGGUCAUCAUCUGCAAGAAACGUGGCGGGGACCAAUUGGACUACAGGGGCUCCUUUUCGCUCAUGGACGCCAUUGCCAUCAGUUUCGAGACCCACCACUACAAAAACGGGAUUCAGAUCUAUUCCUCCCACGAUGCCAAGGCAAUCUUCCAGUGUAACUGCGACACUGGUGAUGAGAGGGUUAAACUACUCGGGACUCUCGAAGCCACCAUCUCUGAACUACGAGAUAUGGAGAAAGAGAGGAUGGCCGAGCUGGGCAAGUCUCAGGACGUGGUCCCUGACAGACGACACAGGAUGGCCAGUCGGGCAGGGGACCUCAUGUCGUCUGCCCAGCUUGAGAAACCUCUGGCCAGUGCAAGGAGACAGAGGGAGAACAAAGGAGACUAUGUGCAAGGAGUGGGUGAUCUGGUCAUCUCAUCCUCCAGCAAAAUCAUCAGAAGAACCAGCCGGUCCUCCGGAUCCACCAGUGUAAGACAUUACAUCACCAUUACAUCAUUCAUUACAUCAUUCAUUAUGUCAUACACUAGACACCGCCACACAUGAGGGAACACACUUGCAAAACAACUUGCAACUCUUCAUGUGUCAAUGGUAUAAUAGUCAUAAAUCCACACAUGUGAUCGAUUUCCUCAUUACUUAAUCAUGACAUCAUUUGUUAUUAUGUAAUAAUUACAUCACUGUUUUUCUCCACCCCCAGCAGCCUGAAAACCGGACGUCCGGCGGAUCCCACGAGUCAGGGUAUGACUCCCAACGCACUACUCCGGUCCCCUCCCCCUCCCCCACCAAUCCACCCCACUCCACCCCGCAUUACUCCGCUUCCUCAGUCGCACACCCCACCCCUUCACCCUCCGUCAAACGGCAGCUGCAACCCCGCAUUUCCACGGCUUCCGCACCCAUGACCCUAACGACCCCCGGAUCCCCCGUGACAAGGUCGAAAAGUACGGAUCAGAUAAACCUCGUAAGAGUCUUAACAAUAACACCAUCGCUAAAGAGGGACGCGAGAGGAAAAUUUUCAAGUGCCGAGGACGUUCGCGGUUCGCCGAAGAGUAGCCGCCACAGUGCAUCGAACUCGCCUCGCCUCACCAAGAAAAAGAAGGAGCGCACAAAGACGACAUCCGGGGAGAGAAAGAAACUGAACUUCUCGCCGUUUCGUCGUUCGAAUAAGAGCAACAACGAUCGACGAGGGAGUAGCCCUGUGCCGGGGAUAGGCGGGAGUCCGGUUGUGUUGACUCGGUCGCGAGCGGUCUCCGAAACUCCUCCUCCCCCGAGUGACCUCGAACUCAGCACUAGAUCUGUAGGUCGUGCAGCCUCCACAUACGUUGUCAACACCACUACUUAGAUAUGUAUAUUAUAUCAGACCAGAGCACUAUGUGUGUAUGCUUUCUUUCUCUCUUAAAAUGCCUCCCUCUAUUAUGACGUCUAUAUAAAUAUUUGUUUGUUUGUUUGAUUGUAUCUGUGUUAUAACAACAUUAUGUAGCAGCUG